Molecule: messenger RNA, 2737 nt
Organism: Toxoplasma gondii ME49
Lineage: Eukaryota; Apicomplexa; Conoidasida; Eucoccidiorida; Sarcocystidae
Exons: 4
Coding region: 625-1215 (196 amino acids)
Source: RefSeq, a predicted model, not a curated record
AUUCAAAGAAACCUAGUUUAUGUAUUUGCUCAAAGAGUGAAGUUGCAAGGAAGGGGACCAACGUCUGCAUGGUGGUAGCUUCGUAGGGGCCUUGACUUGAGCCAGUGUGGUUCCGGACACCGUGCCGCACAAAAAUCGUUGCGAUGACGUGUGUGAUACCAAGUUCCUCAAUUCUAGGAGUUUUGUGUCAUUCAGUAGAAAAGCGAUAUCGAGGAAAGACAACAAAGCAUCCUACGUGUGUCUGCCGGUCUGGGCGCUCUGGUGUACAGGCGGGACACCUGUGCUGGUCUUCAUGUGGCAGUGCAGACCCCUCCUGGUUACCUUUUCGAACCGAGAAGCGCAUUUUUUUCAGUAAAGAAUGGUAACAGCAAGCCUGGUAACCGCAGUGCUUUCGCUAUUCGAGGCGGCGGACGUUUAAUGUGACCGAAAGCAAUAUAAGCGUGAGGAGUGUCCCUUGUCUGACGGUUUUGGUGGUGAUUUUUUGUGGCGGAGCCUUGUCCGCUAGGGAGACGAAUGUCGGAAGGCACCAAGAAGACAGUGACUACCAGUUUUUAGCGGCAGUGUCAUUUCAGCAGCAGGAAUCCUCCGCCAGUCGCCAUGAUUCGCGUUGUCAGGUGAACAGGAAUGUCGAUGAUGGCGACCGGUCCGUCGCAGGUCAUUCGAUUCAUUGUGAACAGGACGGGCAAUCUGCCUACCAUCAAAGAUGCGCAGAUUGACCCUACGUGGACGGUCGAUCGCAUCAUUCAAGAGUGUUUCGCCUCCGAGCUUGCAGCAGGAGAGCAUGUUAGGCUCAUUUAUAUGGGCCACGUUCUUCAGGGAAGUGCAACGCUGAGUUUCAACCUUGCAGGAAACUUUCCGAGUGCAGGCUCAAGCCGGAGCAACGACGCUGCCGCAGCAACUCCGUCAAGCGGGCUUUGCACAGUCCAUGCGCACAUCCGAAGCGAUUCCCGAUGUCCUGCAGCAAGUUUUAACCACGGUGAUGGCGGGGUUGCGCACGGCGACGACUGGUCAACGGUAGUUCUGCGGGUGGCAUGUUUCAUCGUUCUUGGGGUGUGCUGGUAUCACAGGACAAUCUGCCCUAGAGACUAUACCCUUGUGUCGACAGCGAUUUUGUGCGUUUUCACAGCCGUUUAUGUUCUUUCUGUGCAGUCUGUGUUUGAUACGCCGCUGCGUGCUUUGCUGCGCAUGCUUCGGUUCCCACGUUUACGCCCCUGAGCUAUCGGUCACGAGAACGGGUUCCUCAGAUGUAAGCGUGGCUGAUUAGAAAUGCAGAGUUACAAGUGUUUUAUCUUCUCCGCACAUAUAUAGCAUAUAUAUGCAUAAAAAUGGCAGUCUUGCCUCAACCGUUAUUCCUUUCAUCAAACUCGUCCCCUCACUUCGGUGUCAUUCAUGUUUUUGCGUACUGGGAGCGGUUCAUAGGUGGCCAGUGAUUCACAUUCCCCGCUAAACGCCGUUUUUUCAUCUCUUAACAAGAAUAUCAACUUCAUUAAGAAUCCGUGGAGGCAUGCUCGGUGGAGAACUAAGAGGAGAGCUGUUUCGCUUGUACAUGUGGUUAGAGGUGGUCUUCUUCCAUCAUAAGAACUCUUACGCGCGGCUGAAAUAAGGGUCCAACCGUAUGUCUGGAGGUGUUUCUCGGCUCGCGAGCUGGCAGAGCAAUGUAGUUGGUGGUAACGGACUUUCAUCUGUCAUCUUGAGCUUUAGAUCAAGAUGCAAGUGAUUGUGCUCACACAAGUGUAGUUCGUGCUGGUUUUUUGUCGGCAAAAAUGUCUGUAUUUCGCUCACGAGUUAAUCUUGUGCGUUGAUUGGCGUAACAAUUUUCAACCCGCCCGUGAAAAGUGCCGUAUACCAGAGGAAGGAAUGUGCUCCAUCGUCCCCUGUUGUGUCUUUUGAGAAGGGAACGGUAGGUAACAGAAUAGUACAGGAGCUUAAAAUGAAUGGACGAAUGUAUUGGGACCAGACGUUACGGGACCUUGACUGUUGUUCAAGUGGUCCAAGUUUGAAGCUUUAGCAGCACCCUAUCACGCAGUCCACCUCGUCGUUGAAAUGAGAGGUGGAUUAUGCUACCAUCUAGUACGAGCUAUCCCGUCAACAGUCAUGCUUUUCUCCUGUUGAAACGGAAUCGAAUGUGACAGGAGAGAUGUAUAUUACGUAGAGUCUGGCACGAUACACUUGAAUGAUGUCACAGCCGAUAGAUGUUUAUCGAAUCACUUCCAUGCUAAUUCCAUCAACUGCAAGUACUUGUGUAAAGGGGCCGGGAAAUAUUGUGGCAGUAGUAUGCACGAAUAACUGCCCGCCUUCAUACUAGCGAGGCCUCCUGGUUGUGAUCCCUAUUGUAACUAACUUUGGUUUUGUAAAUCCUGACCUUCUGAAUCAUCGAUCACCCCCGGAGUCCUCCAACGGAAAGUCCUCCUAACGACACCGAAAUUCCCGAAGGCUAGCAGUGAAAAGCAUCUUUGCUACUUUUGCCUUUUAGUAGUGCAGUAAAUUAUGAAGCUCGACCUUCGACAUUAAAACGAGUGACGGGCAGUAUUAGUGGUGUAAAAACAUACCACACUGUUGUUGAUUUCCCGUAGAAAGGAGGAGAGGCCAAAGAGUUUCGGUGUUCCUGAAGUGUUCAAGUGGUGUGAUCUACAGAUACAACAGAGGAGUCGGUCUCACCUUAAAAACCACAGCAUCCUUGGAGAGACAUGCUUCUGGAGGUUUUCAAGCAAAGUGAAGUUGCACUUCUUUGAUGGCA